Acanthopagrus latus (yellowfin seabream) is the source of this 5749-nucleotide messenger RNA. It is a transcript of the gene grid2, whose product is annotated as glutamate receptor, ionotropic, delta 2. The record is from RefSeq and is a predicted model, not a curated record. Lineage: Eukaryota; Metazoa; Chordata; Actinopteri; Spariformes; Sparidae. Gene Ontology annotation, cellular component: postsynaptic membrane; plasma membrane. Gene Ontology annotation, biological process: modulation of chemical synaptic transmission; monoatomic ion transport; synaptic transmission, glutamatergic. The coding region runs from base 1180 to 4242 and encodes 1020 amino acids. The transcript has 16 exons. Gene Ontology annotation, molecular function: transmitter-gated monoatomic ion channel activity involved in regulation of postsynaptic membrane potential; glutamate-gated receptor activity.
CACCAGCCACCGUGCGUGCCGGGGCUGACGCGAGUACCCGCAUACAGAGUGCGGAGUGUCGUUGCGCGCAUCCUCGGUUCAUUUUCCUCCAGAUAGCCUACAAUUCUUCUUCCUCCUCUUCUUCCUCUUCUUCUUCUUCUUGUUCCCCUCUUCCUGACGCAGGGAAAAAAAAGAAGAGUGGCUCCGGAGCUCUCUUUCAUCAUAUGUGUAAGAGCACUCCCCCCCUCCUCUUCCUCCUCCUCCUCUCCACCGAGCUGCGUCUCUCAUCUCAACAGGAAACUAGAGACAAUAUUCGGAAUAUUGGGUACCUCUCCGCGGUAAUGCCAUGUGACAAGGCUUUUUCAUCAUUUGGCGUCUCUUCUGCCCUCUCAGCCUCCAACAACAAAAGUCGCUGUGUUCUGUGUGUCAGCCUGCUCCGGCGUUGGCGAUAUUCAAAGAGGGGCUGACCUGGAGGAGAGAUCUAUACAGAUAUAAGAAAAAAAAAAGCUCCUGGUGAAAAUGGAAGUUUUGGCCGUUGGCUUGGUCCGCUGAGGCUGCUGCUGCUGCUGCUGCUGCUGCUGCUGGUUGGGUGAUUGGUGCAGGAGGGGAACUGCGUCGCCUGGUCUGAAAAGGCUGAAAGGGAAUCACGGGUCAUUUCUUUUUACCAGGACCUGCUUUUCCAAGAUAACUAGGUGUUUUUCUCUCUCUCUCUCUCUCUCCCCUCACGUCAUCGAAUGGUUAAAGAUUUAUUCUCUCUAAAUGAGCAGCGACGUCCUCCGAGCCUCCUCAGUUCGCCUUAACGCAGCAGCGUUUUGGAUGCGGGGUCGUUUCCUCUGCGGCUCAGCGUCUCUCCGCUCGCCCAGAAUAUGAUUUAACGUCGGGAGGCGGAUUUCAACAGGGUCCCUGUCUGUGACUACCCGGGGAAUCUCUUUACUUGUUUUUUUCUUUUUCUUUUUCUUUUUUUUUGGCUCUACGGAGGAGCACCGCACUCCAGCGUCAAGCGGAGAGAAUCUCCAGGCAGAUAUUACAGGGGAAUUUCCUUGACCGCCCUUACAGAUGGACUAAAGAGAAGAAGCUCCGGGUUCUCGGGAUUUUAAACUCUGUUCGCUCUCUCACUCAGAGAGCUGUGGUUUUUCUCUGCUCCUGUGGGUUUUUUUCUUCUUCUUCUGUCUUUGAGGGGGGAACAUAUCUGAGGACAACAUGAAAGUUAUCUCGGCUGUGUUGCUCGUCGCCGUUUUUUGGAGCCAGGAGUGGAAGUCGGCGCUUUCGGAUUCAAUCAUCCACAUCGGCGCCAUCUUUGACGAGUCAGCACGGAAGGACGACGAGGUGUUUCGCCUUGCCGUGGCAGAUCUCAAUUUGAACAAUGAGAUCCUGGAGACGGAGAAGAUCACCAUCUCUGUGGAGUUCGUCGACGGGAACAACCCCUUCCAGGCAGUGCAAGAAGCCUGUGAGCUGAUGAACCGUGGUAUCCUGGCUCUGGUCAGUUCAAUCGGCUGCAUGUCAGCGGGCAGCCUUCAGACUCUGGCCGACGCCAUGCACAUCCCCCACCUCUUCAUCCAGCGCUCCACAGCGGGAACACCCCGCUCCGCCUGCCCACUGACCAGUCGCCUGCCCGGAACAGAUGACUACACCCUAAUGGUCCGCCCACCCGUCUAUCUCAACGAGGUCAUCAUGCAAGUGGUGUCCGAGUACAGCUGGCAGAAGUUCAUCCUCUUCUAUGAUUCUGAUUUUGAUAUCCGUGGUAUUGAGGAUUUCCUAGACCGGACCUCCCAGCAGGGAAUGGAUGUAUCCCUUCAGAAGGUGGAAUCUAAUAUCAACAUGAUGAUCACAAGUCUGUUCAGAACAAUGCGAGUUGAAGAGCUGCAUCGCUACAGGGACACACUGCGCAGAGCUGUGCUCUUCAUGAGCCCAGCCACUGCAAAGGCUUUUAUCACUGAGGUGGUGGAGACCAACCUGGUGGCGUUCGAUUGUCACUGGAUCCUGAUUAAUGAGGAGAUUUCCGACUACGACUUGCAAGAGUUAGUCAUGAAGUCAAUCGGCCGACUGACGCUGGUGCGCCAGACGUUUCCCAUGCCGCAGAACACAACUCAGCGCUGUGUCAAGCACAACCACAGGAUAAACAAUUCCCUCUGUGACCCCAAAAACCCGAGGUCUCAGCAGCUGGAGAUCACCAACCGCUACAUUUAUGACACCGUGCUGCUGCUGGCCAACACCUUCCACAGAAAGCUGGAGGACAGGAAGUGGCACAGCAUGGCCAGUCUGAGCUGCAUCAGGAAGAACUCCAAGCCGUGGCAGGGGGGCAAGAGCAUGCUGGAUACUGUCAAAAAGUUUGGAGUGAGCGGCCUCACCAGUUUCCUGGAGUUCACCGACAAUGGCACAAACCCCAACAUCUUCUUUGAAAUCCUGGGAACAAAUUACGGCGAAGACAGGGGACGCGGAGUCAGUAGGCUGGCAACGUGGGACCCAGUCCAUGGCUUGAACGGCACGCUGACAGACAGAAAAUUGGAAAAUAACAUGAGAGGCGUGGUGCUACGUGUUGUCACUGUUCUGGAGGAGCCAUUUGUCAUGGUGUCGGAGAACGUUCUGGGAAAACCAAAAAAGUACCAGGGCUAUUCAAUCGACGUGCUGGAUGCGCUGUCCAACUACCUGGGCUUCAAGUACGAGAUCUACGUCGCUCCGGACCACAAAUACGGCAGCUUGCAGCCUGACGGACAGUGGAACGGAUUGAUGGGCGAAUUGGUCUUCAAGCGAGCCGACGUGGGACUCUCUGCCCUGACCAUCACGCCUGAGCGAGAGAGCGUCGUGGACUUCACCACACGCUACAUGGAUUAUUCCGUGGGCGUUCUGCUGCGCAAGGCUGAACGCACGGUGGACAUGUUUGCCUGCCUGGCGCCCUUCGACCUGUCACUGUGGGCGUGCAUCGCGGGCACCGUGCUCCUCAUUGGCAUCCUGGUGUACCUGCUCAACUGGCUCAACCCACCCCGGCUACCCAUGGGAUCCGUUUCCUCGACAACGCUGUACAACUCCAUGUGGUUUGUGUACGGCUCCUUUGUCCAACAAGGUGGAGAGGUGCCCUACACCACCCUCGCCACCAGGAUGAUGAUGGGCUUCUGGUGGAUGUUCGCCCUCAUCGUCAUCUCCUCGUACACCGCCAACCUAGCAGCCUUCCUCACCAUCACACGCAUAGAGAACUCCAUACAGUCUCUCCAGGACCUAUCCAAGCAGACAGAGCUGCCUUAUGGUACAGUGUUGGACUCAGCGGUCUACGAUCAGGUGCGCUCCAAGGCCAUGAACCCUUUCGAGAGAGAUCCCAUGUACUCCCAGAUGUGGCGCAUGAUCAAUCGAACCGGGGGAGGAGAAAAUAACGUUGAGGAGUCCAAAGAAGGCAUCCGCAAGGUGAAAUAUGGCCGUUUUGGUUUCGUGUGGGACGCAGCGGUGCUGGAGUACGUCGCUAAUAAUGAUGAGGACUGUUCGUUCUACACCGUCAGCAACACAGCACCAGACCGUGGCUACGGUAUCGCCAUGCAGCACGGCAGCCCCUACAGGGACAUCUUCUCCCAGAGAAUCCUGGAGCUCCAGCAGAACGGUGACAUGGAUAUACUGAAACUCAAAUGGUGGCCGAAGGACAGCCCCUGUGACCUUUACGGCUCAGUUCAGACACGACAGCGUGGCAACGCACUGGACAUCCACAGCUUCGCCGGGGUUUUCUGCGUCCUAGCAGCUGGCGUGGUGCUCUCCUGCCUCAUUGCCAUGGUGGAGAGCUGGUGGUCUCGGAGGAAGGGAUCCAGGGUCCCCUCCAAGGAGGACGAUAAGGAGAUCGACCUGGAGCACCUACACCGCCGGGUUAACAGCUUGUGCACCGAGGAUGAAAGCCCCCACAAGCAGUUCUCCACCUCUUCCGUCGAUUUAACACCCCUUGACAUGGAUGCGCUGCCGGCCGCGCGCCAGGCACUCGAGCAGAUCAGCGACUUCCGCAACACCCACAUCACCACCACCACCUUUAUCCCCGAGCAGAUCCAGACCCUCAGCCGCAGCCUCUCUGCCAAAGCCGCUGCUGGAUUUUCCGCUGGCUUCGGUGGCGGCGGCGGCAACGUCCUCCAGGACCACCGGACUGGCGGGGUGGGCCCUUUCAGGCAGAGGGCCCCCAACGGUGGCUUCUUCCGCAGCCCCAUUAAAACAAUGUCCUCCAUCCCCUACCAGCCCACAGGUCCGGGACCCAACUUUGGAUACGGCAAUGAUCCAGACAGGGGCACCUCUAUAUGAGGAGUUGCUAAGGAUACGGUUGGUUCAGGAGGAAGAGGAGGAGGUAGAGCAGAAGGAGCGAGGCGAGGUGGCGAGGGUCGGUCGGUCACGGGAUGGUAGAACAAAUACAUUGUGGCUGAUCUAAAAAGUCAGAAGAUAGAGAUCCGUGUACAUAGGAAUCUUUAUGUUUUCAGUUUCUGCUUGGGUGUUUCCAGGGGUGUCCAUUAUGUACGUGGAGAAGACGAAGGAGGUGGAGGUCUGUCGGGGGUUUCUAUCCUCCUGCAAACCAUGCCGGUGAGGUGCAAAAAGGGAUGGGGGUAAGGGGGGGUGGGGGGCCUGAAUCUUUGCUUUAUUGUUGUUGCUGUUGUUGUUGUGAUUGUUUGGGGGAUUAUUUUGGGAUAUGUGUGAAAGGGGAUCUCUUUUUUAUUGUUUCUGUUUUACGAUAUGAAGACUGCCUCAUAUAAAGGAGAUCUGCUGAAAUGACCUGACUAUUAUUAUCUAAACCCCACGUCGGAGGGUUUGGUUUACACCUACCCCAACCACGGGAAACACUUGGAUGUUCCUGUGAGCACCAGGGCUGCCAUUGAUGGCGUAUAUAACCAUCAAACAAGUCAAAGGGGCUCACACUACCAAGCGAUUAAGGGGCAGUUCUUUUGUGAAGGCAUAUUUAACAGUAGUUUUGUCUGUAGCCCUGGGAACACAUACAGCAGCUCCUUGUAGUUUCGAAAAAGGUCUCAUCUCAGUGGAUAAUGGAAGAUUCCACUUCUCCAGUUUUACUCUGCCUUUUCACUAUGUGGGAGUCCAUACUGAGUUUUUUCUGUUCUCUGGUGUUGUUCCACAAAUAUCUGGGGUUCUAAAUGUCCAAUCAUCUCCCAAGAUGGUGUCCACACGGUGGCCUGCCUAAGACCUAAGACUUCACAGCCGAACUCACGCUGACGCCAUCACGGCGCAUCGGUCUGGAAACCGCUGAAAUGCCAUGACAGUGCAACAAAAUGACACUGCAGAAUCGCCAGUUUUGGUGCGUCAACUAUAUCUGCCAUUUUGGUGCAUCAGCCUGAAACUGUUUUCACCAUUUUGAUGCACAUUGAAGACUCUUUGUCGAUCCCACUGCACUGUACCAGUGCCCACAGACCUGUAAGUGAUUGUAUGUAGAUCUGACCUUUUUUUCUUUUCUCACCUGUACCGUGCUCUCUGCUUUUCAAGUCAAGGUGAGAUCCUCCAAUCAGACUCUCACAAGGAUAGCAAAAAGGGAUGAUAUGAAAAACAACUUAAAGGAAAAAAAAACAUAAAAGACAAAGCCGAAAGACUUCAAAAAAGCUUAUGCUUAUUAUAUGUCUUUUAUUGAUUUUUUGUUUUUGAAAAAAAAAAUAGAUUUUAAUGCGUGGAAUGUGUUUUGGUCAGGAAGUACAAAAAAUAACAUUGUUCUGAGCUGUCUACUUGUUUUCUUUCCUCUCAGCAAACUUUGAAAAACUGCUAAAUGAGUGCUGUAGUCUCUGGUUUUGCAUCAUUAAGUCAUUCAAACUUUCAA